Cladophialophora bantiana CBS 173.52 is the source of this 1407-nucleotide messenger RNA. RefSeq lists its product as uncharacterized. NCBI's taxonomy places the organism in Eukaryota, Fungi, Ascomycota, Eurotiomycetes, Chaetothyriales, Herpotrichiellaceae. The record is from RefSeq and is a predicted model, not a curated record. The transcript has 2 exons. Gene Ontology annotation, molecular function: hydrolase activity, hydrolyzing O-glycosyl compounds. Gene Ontology annotation, biological process: glucan catabolic process. Bases 1 to 1407 code for a protein of 468 amino acids.
AUGCGCGUCUCAGUCACCACUUUGGCCGUCCUGGCAUCAGCUGCUUCCGCGGCUUAUCUCCUAGAAGAUGACUAUUCUUCCUCUUCCUUUGCAGAUAUGUUUGACUUCUUUACGGGCAACGAUCCGACAAACGGCUAUGUUAACUACAUCUCCUACGACCAAGCUACGAGUUCUGGCCUAUACCAAGCCGACAACGGGACCGUCUAUAUGGGCGUCGAUUCCACAAACGUUGCCUCCGGUCGUGGUCGAGACAGUAUUCGGCUAAGCACCAAGAAAACAUACAAUCACGGCCUCGUUAUCCUCGAUCUUGAACACAUGCCAGCAGGCGCAUGCGGGACAUGGCCGGCCUUUUGGAUGCUGGGGCCGGAUUGGCCAAACAACGGAGAGAUUGACAUCAUUGAAGGAGUCAACAGUCAAAAUGCCAACAACAUGGCUAUGCACACGAACGCGGGAUGUUCGAUUACUAGCACAGGAGCUUUCUCCGGCACGCUCGAGACGGAUGACUGUGACACCAAUGCUCCCGACCAGGCUACCAAUGCCGGUUGUGCCAUUCGCAGUCAAGACACUAGCAGCUUCGGCAACGGUUUCAACUCCAACGGUGGUGGUGUCUACGCGACCGAAUGGACGAGCGACGCUAUCAGCAUCUGGUUCUUCCCCAGGAACAGCAUCCCCUCUGAUAUCUCAAGCGGCAGUCCCGACCCAUCAAAUUGGGGUCUUCCCCAAGGCCAAUUCGCUGGCGCUUGCGAUAUCGACGAGCACGUCAAGGACCAGCAAUUGGUCUUUGACGUCACCUUCUGCGGCGACUGGGCGGGCCAGGUAUGGUCCACUGAUGCCACUUGCUCGACCCAGGCAUCGACUUGCCAGGAUUUUGUGCAAAAUAACCCUUCAGCUUUCCAGGAUACGUACUGGCUCAUUAACAGUUUGCGGGUGUAUACCGAAAACGGUGCCGUUGCACCACCUCCGACCUCCACCGCGACCACUCUGUCUACAGCUGUGCAAACAGCCACUCCAACCGAAUCAGUGACAGCCAUAACCCCCUCAGCCACGACGUUCUUCACACUCACUUCCUCCAGCGAGACAACGACUUCAACGGAAAGCACGUCAGUGACCAGCCUGUCGAGUACCCCGGUCGCAACUACUCCAAGCUCUACUCUGUCUACGGAGAGCUCUGUCCCAAAGACUUUGAUCACUAGCACUCAAGCGACCACAGCUCCAGCUGCAUCCUACACCUCAUGGCCUUCAUCUGGAUCCUGGAGCGGCGCGCCUUGGAGCACCGCCACCAACGGCAAUGGUGGAUGGGCCGGCUGGAAUUGGGGAGAGAACGGUGGCAACUCAAACGACUGGGGCAAUGGAAAUAACGGCAACGGCGGUGAACGGGGAGGCCGUGUCGGGAAUGGCUGGAGAUGA